Panicum virgatum (switchgrass) is the source of this 2309-nucleotide messenger RNA. RefSeq lists its product as uncharacterized. Lineage: Eukaryota; Viridiplantae; Streptophyta; Magnoliopsida; Poales; Poaceae. The transcript is spliced from 12 exons. The coding region runs from base 210 to 1664 and encodes 484 amino acids. The record is from RefSeq and is a predicted model, not a curated record. Gene Ontology annotation, cellular component: plastid.
CGCGACAUUACUCGCACGGAAAGCCAGCCGAGCACGCCGGUCCCUGUCUGCUGCCAUCGCUCGCCCCGUCCGGCGUCUUUGGAAGCGGAUGAAGCUAGGCAGCUCGCCAAAGCCCUGCAACCUACCGCUCCUCAACAUCAACUACUCCUUCCUGUGCUGAACUGCAGACCAUAACACCUGUCGGAGCACAGCAGCGCGCCUCGGAGGAGAUGGGCUCCCCGUCCUACCGUCUCGCGGCGGCGAUCACGAUCCCCUCGACGGGCGAGUUCCUCGUCGUCCGGCAGCCGCGCCCGCCGUCCCCGCCCGCGGAGGAGGGGGAGGACUACCGGCGCUUCGUCGACAGCGACCUCUACGACCUCCCGUCCGCGCCUCUCGAGCCCGUCGCGGGGGAGCCCCGGUCGGAGGUGGCCAUCGCCGGUGCGGACUCCGUCGCAGGCCUCGACCUCUCACGCUUCGACGUGUCCGCCGCCCUCGAUCAGAUUUUUGACCGAUUUGGCUUGCCUGAGGGGAUGCGUGGGGAGUGGCGGCUCCUGAAGUACGUGGAGGAAGCAGAGUUUGGCCCGGACGCUGGCGUCAAGACGGUGUUCCUCAUCGGGUCGCUGUUGUCGAAAUUGGAUGCUCUACCAGAGUCAUGUAAAUGGAUGACCAAGGAGUGUGCAUUGGGGCUGCUUUCUGAAGCGAAGCCCGGUAGCGAUCGCAUAGGGCAGUAUGCAUAUAUUGGACUUCUUAAUUCUGAGCUGUCAUCAAACAGCACGGCUGUCCCUGCAUUGCCCUCCCAGGAGUACCCACCUGGAAUAACUCUUGUACCGAUGAAGAGCAAGACAUUGCAGCCAUUCCGCACAACUAAUCUUGUGGUAGUACGAGCAACCAAUGCUUCUGGUGGAUCUACAUGUUCUGACUUUUUUGCUUGUGGGGAUGCUCUACUGUUAGAUCCUGGAUGCAGCUCUCAGGUUCAUGCAGAGCUUGCAGAUCUCGUCGAUUCACUUCCAAAAAAGUUAUUAGUCCUUGUCACACAUCAUCAUCAUGAUCACAUUGAGGGCCUUUCCGUCGUUCAGAGAUGCAAUCCUGAUGCUGUUCUUCUGACUCACGAAAACACAAUGAACCGCAUUGGGAAAGGAAAUUGGCAGAUUCACUACACUGCAGUAACCGGUGGUGAAAAGAUAUGCAUAGGUGACCAAGAACUACAAGUUAUUUAUGCUCCUGGUCAUACUGAUGGUCAUGUGGGGCUUCUCCAUGUUAAUACCAAUACAUUAAUUGUUGGAGAUCAUUGCGUAGGGCAUGGAAGUGCAACAUUGGACAGUAGAAGUGGUGGCAACAUGAAGGAUUACUUUGAAACCACGUACAAAUUCUUAGACCUAUCACCACAUGUCAUAAUUCCAAUGCAUGGAAGGAUCAACCUAUGGCCCAAGCAUAUGCUCUGUGGAUACCUCAGGAAUCGAAGGUCUAGAGAAGCCUCCAUUCUGAAGACCAUAGAGAAUGGAGCGCAAACUCUGUUUGAAGUAGUAUCGAAGACUUACAGUGAUGUAGACAGGAAGUUGUGGAUCCCUGCUUCUUUCAAUGUUCGCCUUCAUGUUGAUCAUCUGAACUCCCAACAUAAACUGCCCAAGGAUUUCUCCUUGGAAAUGUUCAGUCAAAGUUCUGAUGAUUUUCUCUCUAGCCUUUGAUGGCCAUGUAUGAGAAGGAAAUUCGAAUUCUCAAUUUUGAGUUUUGAUUCCAUUUCAGCUGCUCUUGUUUGCCAUUUUACGAUGAAUAACACAAUCAUGGGAAACCAAUUCUUGUAAUCCAUUAUGUAUGUAGAUUGGGAACCAGGGUUAAUAUUAUUAGACUACAAUUGCAUGAUUAACCACUGCAACAUAUGCAGGACUUCUCAUUGGAGAAUUUUAAGGCGAGCUGUGGAGUGCAUUUCAUAUUCCGUUGGGCGGUGGCGUAUGUGCAAUCCAAUAGCUCCCCAGCUAUCCUUGCGGCAAGUGCCCUUGCUGGUGGUCUGGCAAUUGCUUGCGCUCUCAGUAGGAGCAGGGGCAAGCAAUCAUAGAUUCUGUUGGUCGGUAAUUUCCAGCUACAUGCACGUCAUUUUUUCUCUCCCUAAGAUUCUGCUGCUACCAUUAUGUUGAGUGGAAUGCUGAAUUGCCAAAAUUGUUGGCCUGCGUUUGUGUGGGUGAACUUUGCCACAUCUAUACACAAGGAAAGUGCUCAGAUUAGGGCUUGGAAAGUGUGGGAUUAGGAUAUGAAUUGCUAGGGUUUUCAUCCAAAUUGUACUGAAUCUGAAUUGCAUAGCUCUUACAGCUCACGAUCGAUCGCCUAUCCGACUA